Messenger RNA from Penicillium macrosclerotiorum, 3702 nucleotides. Its product is annotated as NACHT and WD40 domain protein. The record is from RefSeq and is a predicted model, not a curated record. Lineage: Eukaryota; Fungi; Ascomycota; Eurotiomycetes; Eurotiales; Aspergillaceae. Gene Ontology annotation, molecular function: protein binding. Gene Ontology annotation, cellular component: nucleus; transcription repressor complex. Gene Ontology annotation, biological process: negative regulation of transcription by RNA polymerase II. The transcript is spliced from 3 exons. Bases 1 to 3702 code for a protein of 1233 amino acids.
AUGGAUUCAAAAAUUUCCUUCUCUGCCCCCAAUUACGGCUCGCAGACGGCGAUCAACAACGGGUUGAUCGAGAAUAACUUUGAACUCCCACGGGGUAUUUUCGCUAAUCUUUAUUCAGAUCUUGAAGAUAAAUUGCCUAUCGUGCUCGACGCUACGUACGACUCGUAUGAAAAUCAGCAUGACGAUCAAUGUCUACCAGGCACACGGACUGACAUUAUCCGCCAAAUCAAAGAAUGGGCUUCGUCACCACAGGGUAGAUGCAUAUUCUGGUUGAAUGGAAUAGCCGGAACAGGAAAAUCCACCAUUUCUCGAACAAUAGCCAGCUCUUUCAGUAAAUCCAAAGUUCUAGGAGCAAGCUUUUUCUUCAAGAGAGGCGAAGGGGAUCGAGGCAACGCAAGAAAGCUCUUCCCAACGAUUGCAUGGCAACUAGCAGUCAUCAUUCCUCAGAUGAUGUCAGUCCUACGCCAAGCAGUCCAUGAUAAUCCAGGUGUCGCAACAAAGGCUAUGCGAGAGCAAUUCGAAAAACUCCUCCUUCAGCCACUCCAGAGCCUUGAGCGACCGGAUCUCACCAUUCAGACCAUGGCAAUUGUGAUUGACGCAUUAGAUGAAUGUGAAGGAGACGAUGAUAUUCGACUCAUCUUACAGCUCCUCCCACAGCUACAGAAGGCAAGGGCUGUACAUCUACGGGUUUUUUUGACCAGCAGACCCGAGUUACCAAUUCGGCUAGGAUUCUCAAGCAUAGCGCCUCAUGAGCGUAAAGACCUGGUUCUCCACGAGAUUCCGGAAGAAGUGAUCAGCCAAGAUAUAUCAGUAUUCUUGGAGUCUCGAAUUUCAGAAAUCCGACAACAACGACGAGAUCACCUUCCUAAAGACUGGCCUGGAGACGCCAAUAUCCAAAAACUCGUGGCGUUGUCCGUUCCGUUAUUUAUUUUCGCUGCUACGAUCUGUCGCAUACUCAAGGACCCAUAUUGGGACCCAGUGGAUAGUUUAGCGGAGAUUCUUGCACAUCAAAUCGACGAAUCCAAGCUAAACGCCACAUAUCUUCCGAUUUUUGACCGUCUUCUGAACGGACGACAUGGAAGACAAAAAGAGAAACUGGUCUCAGAGUUCCAGCGAAUAAUCGGAGCGAUCGUGGUACUAGAGAGCCCACUCUCUGUUGUCUCACUUUCGAAGCUUCUGGGUAUCGAGAAGAGGCUUGUUCACAUUCGACUGAGCCCAUUGCACUCUGUACUCAAAGUACCAGAUAAUGAGACAACGCCUGUACGACUCUUUCACCUGUCAUUUCGGGACUUUCUUCUUGACCCGGAAACCCACAAGAAAACGCCCUUGGGAGUACACGAGAGAGAAAUACACUAUGAUCUAGCUAAACAAUGCCUCCUAGUCUGUCAAACUCUACGGAAAAAUAUUUGUGGACUACCAAGCGAUGGAACGGAACGCACGGAUAUCGAUCCCCAGAUUAUCGAAACCAAACUUCCUCCAGAGUUACAGUAUGCUUGUCGUUACUGGGCAUAUCAUCUAGUUAAAUGUGCGGACAUGAAGAGUGUGUCGUUUACUGCUCUAUUGCCUCUCCUGAGUGAUUUACUGCGGAAAAAUUUUCUCCACUGGGUGGAAGCGAUGAGUCUACUAGGUUUUGCAUCGGAGGUACCGCGCAUUCUGAAUAGCCUUCAAGCGGUUAUAUCAGGCAAUGAUACUACAUCAAUUUCAAGUUUUCUUCACGAUGCCAAGCGAUUUAUUUCAAAAAAUUACCAAAUAAUUGAUCAAGCGCCCCUUCAAGUUUAUUGCGCAGGUCUGAUAUUUGCACCGCGAACGACAAUAAUACGUGAACAGUUUAAAGAAAGGCUUCCUACUUGGAUACACCAGUUGCCACGCGUUGAGGAAAGAUGGGGCGCGCUCACCCAGACGCUCGAAGGCCAUUCGCAUUGGGUUCAGUCGGUGGCCUUCUCACCCGACGGCCGGCUUUUAGCGUCGGGCUCACGCGAUAAAACAGUGCGGCUCUGGGACCCGGUGACGGGCGCGCUCACCCAGACGCUCGAAGGCCAUUCGGAUUCGGUUCAGUCGGUGGCCUUCUCACCUGACGGCCAGCUAUUAGCGUCGGGCUCAGACGAUAAAACAGUGCGGCUCUGGGACCCGGUGACGGGCGCGCUCACCCAGACGCUCGAAGGCCAUUCGAGUUCGGUUCAGUCUGUGGCCUUCUCACCCGACGGCCGGCUAUUAGCGUCGGGUUCAUUCGAUCAAACAGUGCGGCUCUGGGACCCGGUGACGGGCGCGCUCACCCAGACGCUCGAAAGCCAUUCGGAUUCGGUUCAGUCGGUGGCCUUCUCACCUGACGGCCAGCUAUUAGCGUCGGGCUCAGACGAUAAAACAGUGCGGCUCUGGGACCCGGUGACGGGCGCGCUCACCCAGACGCUCGAAGGCCAUUCGGAUUGGGUUCAGUCGGUGGCCUUCUCACCCGACGGCCGGCUAUUAGCGUCGGGUUCACGCGAUAGAACAGUGCGGCUCUGGGACCCGGUGACGGGCGCGCUCACCCAGACGCUCGAAGGCCAUUCGAAUUCGGUUCGGUCGGUGGCCUUCUCACCUGACGGCCAGCUAUUAGCGUCGGGCUCAGACGAUAGAACAGUGCGGCUCUGGGACCCGGUGACGGGCGCGCUCACUCAAACGCUCGAAGGCCAUUCGAGUUCGGUUCAGUCUGUGGCCUUCUCACCCGACGGCCGGCUAUUAGCGUCGGGUUCAAUCGAUCAAACAGUGCGGCUCUGGGACCCGGUGACGGGCGCACUCACCCAGACGCUCGAAAGCCAUUCGCAUUGGGUUCAGUCGGUGGCCUUCUCACCCGACGGCCGGCUAUUAGCGUCGGGUUCAUUCGAUCAAACAGUGCGGCUCUGGGACCCGGUGACGGGCGCGCUCACCCAGACGCUCGAAGGCCAUUCGGAUUGGGUUCGGUCGGUGGCCUUCUCACCUGACGGCCGGCUAUUAGCGUCGGGUUCACGCGAUAGAACAGUGCGGCUCUGGGACCCGGUGACGGGCGCGCUCACCCAGACGCUCGAAGGCCAUUCGAGUUCGGUUCAGUCUGUGGCCUUCUCACCCGACGGCCGGCUAUUAGCGUCGGGUUCAUUCGAUCAAACAGUGCGGCUCUGGGACCCGGUGACGGGCGCGCUCACCCAGACGCUCGAAGGCCAUUCGGAUUCGGUUCAGUCGGUGGCCUUCUCACCUGACGGCCGGCUAUUAGCGUCGGGCUCAGACGAUCACACAGUGCGGCUCUGGGACCCGGUGACGGGCGCGCUCACUCAAACGCUCGAAGGCCAUUCGAGUCCGGUUCAGUCUGUGGCCUUCUCACCCGACGGCCGGCUAUUAGCGUCGGGUUCAUUCGAUCAAACAGUGCGGCUCUGGGACCCGGUGACGGGCGCUCUCACUCAGACUAGGAGUGUUGAAAAACCAGUCACUCGGCUCGACUUUUCCUACGACGACGGUCUAUAUCUUCAAACAGAUUCCGGAAUUCUUGAAAUUAUACCUCGGACUGCAACAUCCUAUCCGCCUCAUGUGAAUCUACGUAUCUCUAUUGAGCACGGUCAGUGGUUAAAGUUGGGCGGUGAGAAGGUUCUCUGGCUUCCCGUCGACUAUCGGCCUACCUGUUUCCAGAUUAAGGGAAAUAUUGUUGCCCUUGGACAUGCAUCAGGGCGAGUUUCCUUUAUCGGGUUUCAUAUAUAA